Molecule: messenger RNA, 680 nt
Organism: Cuscuta epithymum
Lineage: Eukaryota; Viridiplantae; Streptophyta; Magnoliopsida; Solanales; Convolvulaceae
Source: the annotation of a GenBank genome assembly
CUUUUGUCUACUUUAAAUACGAAUGCUAUAUUAUUUUGUGGUCCUAAUGUCAAGUCUGCAGGCUCUCCAUCCGCUGAGGGAAUUCUUGGGGCAAUUCCCCCGCCUGUUGUCUGUCAAAUAUGUUUCUCUGCAGGUCAUUCUGCCCUCCAUUGUCCUUCCCGAUUUUCUCAACCAUCUGCUCCUGCACUUCUAACUGGUCAAGCUAAUGAAGCCCUGUGGUAUCCAGACACUGGUGCCUCUGCUCACAUGACACCCUCUGAAGGACAAAAUUUCGGGGGCGGUUCUUCUUCGGGCAACAACUAAUGGUCAUCUCUAUCCUCUCAGCCUGAGUCCACCACCUACUCUAGCAUUAUCUUCAGUCCUCACCACUGGCCCUGUGUGGCAUCGUAGAUUAGGUCACUGUGGUGAAAAUAUUUUACGUACUUUAAGCACUCAAAAACGCAUAUGUAGUAGCUCUAGUUUUUCGCAUGAUUGUAUUUCUUGCCGGUUAGGCAAAUCUCAACGAUUACCUUUUUCAGAUGCUAAUCAUACUACUUCUUCUCCUUUGCAAUUAAUUCAUUCUGAUGUGUGGCAGUCUCCAGUUCUUUCUAAUUUGGGAUUUAAAUACUACGUAUGUUUUAUUGAUGAUUUUUCUCGUUUCACGUGGAUUUACCCAUUGCGUGCUAAAACCGAGGUUUUUG